AUGCCACAAAAUAGGAAACGAAGGGUGACGUACGGUAAAUCACCUUUGAACAGGCUUGAGCCAUAUACGCAGGGCUUAGGUGAUUCUGCCAGGGUAUCCACGUCUCGCGUUUCCUCAAUUAACGAGCCAGCAUCGUCAACAGCUCCUGUUCGAACGUCUCAGUCUUCCCGCCUGCCGAGGAGCUCAGUCAAUUCUCCGGCUGCUGGAGGGGAAGGCAAGGAUGAGGAUCAAGGAGACGAGCACGUCGUCAUGCCGCGAAAACGGAGGAAGUCGCUUCACGAAGAAGCCUACAUUGACCCUACUCUACGCCCGAUGAACUCGCAUGCGGCCGCGCCUGUGGGUGCGAGUCUAGGGAACGCCGGCCUGCGAAACAAUAUUAAUUCCCUUCCAAAUAACCCCCAUCUUGAUAACGCUUCGGGGGGUGGUGACUCUCCCCGAUCUCUGAGUCCAGACACCACGUUUGAAGCCAAAUCAAUCAACCUACCAGCGUAUUCUUACUGGCGUUCUGCCCGCCGACAAAAGCCAGCUUCUCAGCCUCGGGAUGAUCGUAAGAAUUCAAGUGGCUCUUUGAGUACAUCUCAGAAGCUCGACUCGGUUUCGCCGCGGAAAAGAUUGAUCGACUCGUUAGGUACUGCAGACAAUAGAGGCAGUGAGGCUUUUAUGCCAAUGUCCCAUUAUAUGCCUAAACCGCUCUACCCUUCUGAUGAGGCGAAUUCCACUUCAGCCCGCCGGCGUCUUGCUAGGAAAGCGUCCGAAUCCAGGACGUGUGACUCUGGGCACCUCCGAAGAAGCCCUCCCCCGCCCACACCUUCUUCAAUGUUGCGAUCUUCAGGAGUUACUUAUUCACGGCAGCGUUCAUUUUUGAAUGAUUCACUUACCUUGACCGAUUUCGAAAACCAUGAUGUAAUGAACUCCCACGAAUUCGAACCUAAAACAAAAUCUCUUAACAUAAGCUCUUCGCGCAUAUCUCCCGAAGAGGAUGACGCUCACGAUAGCAAACCCGUCCGUAGCAUCCACGAGCUUCGGCGGGCUGGGGACAAUGCCCGAUUUCGAGAGGUCAUUGACUCGAUUUUCGAAGACAUCGAAGACAGGUAUAAUUCAAAGUCCGGAACAUGUUGUGCCCUUGCCGAAUUGUGUGGCAAACUUUUGGAUUCCCAGUUUGUACAUCGUUUUUCCGAGCAAGGAUUUGACGAACGCCUGGUGAAUUGUACAUUAAACGAUUUGGAUUUAGUAUCUGCUUCUCUUGCUCUCAGUGCUCACAGGCUGAUAAUAGUCGGUGGCCAUACCUCUCGCGUUUUUUCCGACUCUUUGUGGGCAAGGAUCCUCGAGUUACCCACUGCAUUAUUGGAUACGGAAGAUGAUAUCCUUAUUUUAGCGCGAGGCCCUUCGAUUGGUCUUUCAAAGACAGCACAGGCAUCUAUCAGGGAUGUCCGGUCUCAUUUGUUGCCCGCCAUAGGUUCUCCUUCGCCAUGCCUGUCACCGCAAUUGCUAGCACUUGAGUGCAUCAAAUCCUCUCUGGUAGUUCUCCGGGAGCGCGGCCAUACCAUUCGCCCCUUCCCUACACUAUUGCUGGGCAAGUUGAUCGAUCUGGUUGCGGCAAAUGCCAUCAAAGAUCUAAAUUCCUCUGCACCAAAAGGCCAACUUCAGUUUUUGGACCGGGUGUUUCUGAUUCUCGAGAAUUACUCGGUAAUAUCAGGGCCAUUCGAUUACAAUCAUUGCCGAUGUUUCCGCCGUCUUGUUCAUUUUCAUCAAGUUUUAAUUUUAGAUCAUUGCGAUCGAAGACAGGUCUCGAUAUCCUAUAUUCGGGUGAUAUUAAAUAUUACUAACAAGGAGCCAACACUGUGCGAUAGUUUUGCAACCCCAGAUAUUGUCUGCGGACUCGCAAAUAUUGUCACUACAGAAUUCCGGGAUAUCUCCAGGGAACUUUGCGAUCAGGAUAAUGACACGCUGAAUGAGGUCAUUUUGGCGCUAGGAGCUCUCAUAAAUCUAGCGGAGAAGACCAAGCAGUCCAGAGCUAUACUUAUAAGUUCCAAUAACAGAGCAGUGUCUUUCUUCCAUCAACUUCUCGAGCAAUUCUCUGCCAGAGUUCGCACUAUGGACCAGGUGAGGAGACAAUUGUUACCUAUUGAUGUGCUCUGA
This is a messenger RNA of Aspergillus puulaauensis, 2139 nucleotides long. RefSeq names its product WAPL family protein. Gene Ontology annotation, biological process: regulation of chromosome condensation. The coding region runs from base 1 to 2139 and encodes 712 amino acids. The transcript has 2 exons. The record is from RefSeq and is a predicted model, not a curated record. NCBI's taxonomy places the organism in Eukaryota, Fungi, Ascomycota, Eurotiomycetes, Eurotiales, Aspergillaceae.